This is a messenger RNA of Verticillium nonalfalfae, 2022 nucleotides long. It is a transcript of the gene SUP35, whose product is annotated as translation termination factor GTPase eRF3. The transcript has a single exon. NCBI's taxonomy places the organism in Eukaryota, Fungi, Ascomycota, Sordariomycetes, Glomerellales, Plectosphaerellaceae. Gene Ontology annotation, molecular function: GTP binding; GTPase activity; translation release factor activity. Gene Ontology annotation, cellular component: translation release factor complex. The annotation marks the transcript as partial. Gene Ontology annotation, biological process: translation; translational termination; nuclear-transcribed mRNA catabolic process, deadenylation-dependent decay. The record is from RefSeq and is a predicted model, not a curated record.
AUGUCGAACCUCAACUCGUGGGAGGACGAUCCUGCCGCCCAGCAGGACGAGAACCUCUCCCAACAGGCCCAGCAGCAGCUCAACAUUAACCAGCAGCCCAACCCCAAUGCGGGGUCUUUCCGUCCCGGUGUCGCCAGCUUCCAGCCCGGCGCCCAGAGCUUCAACCCCGGCCAGCAAUACGGUGGCUACGUGCCUCAGUACCAGCAAUACUACAACCAGGGCUACGGCGGCGGCGGCUACCCUCAGUACGGAGGCGGCGCCCCUGGUCAGGGUCAGGGAUACCAGCAGUACGGACAGCAGGGAGGCUACGGUGGCCAGCCCGCCUAUAACCAGGGUUACGGACAGCAGCAGUACGGCCAGUAUAACCAGCAGCAGCAGCAGCAGCCGCCGCAACAAGCUGCGCCGACUAUUGCCAAGCGCGACAAUGCGCCAGCCGCCGCCCCUGCGGCUGCUCAGCCGACGGUCAAGAAGGAGGGCGGUGCCAAGGUCCUGAGCAUCGGUGGUGAGGCCCCCAAGCCCAAGGCUAAGGUCCUCUCUAUCGGUGCUGCCGCUGCGCCGCCCAAGGAAGUCAAGGAGGAGAAGAGGGAGCCUGCCGCUGCUGCGACCACUGCCGCCACCGCCGCGCCAGAGGCCGGCGCCAAGGCCACCGCUGCCAAGGCCAUCGAGAAGACUGGUGCGACCAGCAAGUCUGGCAAGACCUCUCCCGUCCCCUCAUCUGGCCGCUCGAGCCCUACGGCUGGUGGUCCCAAGGGUCCCGUUCGUGAUGCCGAUGCUGUCGCCAAGGAGCAGUCCGCCGACGUCGACGAUGAGACGCUGGAGGAAGUCUACGGCAAGGAGCACGUCAACAUUAUCUUUAUCGGCCACGUUGAUGCCGGCAAGUCCACCCUGGGUGGUUCCAUCCUGUACGCCACAGGCAUGGUUGAUGAGCGAACCAUGGACAAGUACAGGAAAGACGCCAAGGACCUCGGUCGCGAGAGUUGGUACCUGUCGUGGGUCAUGGAUCUGACAGCGGAGGAGCGAAGCAAGGGUAAGACGGUCGAGGUGGGACGCGGCUUCUUCGAGACGGAGAAGAGACGCUACAGCAUCCUCGACGCCCCUGGUCACAAGACGUACGUUCCCUCGAUGAUUGGCGGUGCGUCGCAGGCCGAUGUCGGUAUUCUCGUCAUCUCUGCCCGUAAGGGUGAGUACGAGACGGGCUUUGAGCGUGGUGGCCAGACGAGGGAGCACGCCAUGCUGGCCAAGACGCAGGGUGUUAACAAGCUCGUCGUCGUCAUCAACAAGAUGGACGAUCCUACCGUCGAGUGGUCUCACGAGCGUUACAUUGAGUGCACAACCAAGCUCGCGCAGUUCCUGAAGGGCACGGGCUACAACCUCAAGACGGACGUCAUGUUCAUGCCCAUUGCGGCACAGCAGACCAUGGGCAUCAAGACGCGGGUGCCCAAGGAGAAGGCGCCCUGGUAUGACGGCCCCUCGCUUCUCGAGUACCUCGACGGCAUGAAGACGCUGGAGCGCAAGCUCAAGGCGCCCUUCAUGAUGCCCGUCGCGGCCAAGUACAAGGAUAUGGGCACCAUCAUCGAGGGCAAGAUCGAGGCGGGCGUGGUCAAGAAGGGCAUGUCCCUCGUCAUGAUGCCCAACAGGCAGACGGUUGAGGCUACUGCGGUGUACGGCGAGACGGAGGACGAGGUCAACAUUUCGCAGUGCGGUGACCAAGUACGCCUGCGACUCCGUGGCGCCGAGGAGGAGGACAUCAUGCCCGGUUUCGUGCUGUGCUCGCCCAAGCGUCUCGUACACAACGUGACGGCCUUUGAGGCGCAGAUCCGCAUCCUCGAGCUCAAGAGCAUCCUGUCUGCCGGCUUCAACUGCGUGCUGCACGUGCACGCCGCCAUUGAAGAAGUGACGUUCGCCGCGCUGCUGCACAAGCUCCAGAAGGGCACCAACAGGAAGAGCAAGCUGCCGCCCUCGCACGCUAAGAAGGGUGACAGCAUCAUUGCGCGCAUGGAGGUGACCGGCGGUGCUGGCUCG